CAAUUCCUCCUGACUAACGCACGCAUCUGCAUCCCUGCAAGUUUGGUUUCCCAGCCCACCAAUUUGUGCAUCGCAUCGCAUCGUAGCUGCUCGUCUUGUUUUUGCUGCGAUGGCGCUCCGCGAGUUCAAAGCGCCGGUCAAUUACGAGACGCAGCAGUCUGCGUUCGAAUCCUUCCUCAAGGACUUCAAGACCUCGCCCGAGCACACCCUCACCACCGCCCUCGGCAACAUCACAAUCGACGAAGAUGACCUCAGCGACGAGGACGAUCUCAUGGACGAGGACGACCAGACUCGCCAGCGCCGCCAGCAGGAGCGCGCCAAGAGGAAAACGCCCCAGCACAAGUACAGCGACAUGCUGCAGCUGCUGGCAGACCGUAAGAUUGACGAGUUCGCCGUCGAUCUGGACGACCUGGCUACUUGGGAGUCGCAAACAGACGAGUCAAUGCAGCUCGUGGAUUCCAUUGAGAUGAACACAAAGCACUACGUCGAGAUCAUGUCCAGGGCUAUAGACAACGUCAUGCCUCAGCCCAGCGAAGAGGUCAACUUCAAAGACGACGUUCUAGACGUGCUGAUGGCCCGGCGGCAGGCCAGGAAUCGAGAGCUCGACGUACUGGCAGACAGAGAUCCCACCAUCCUCGAGGACAAGUUCCCGGCUGAGCUGACCCGUCGAUACACGCUCGUCUUCAAGCCUCGGACAGCGAUCGAGGACGGUGCCUCAAAAGCCCUGGCCGUGCGACAUGUUCGCGGCGAGCACCUUGGCCACCUCAUCACCGUCCGAGCCAUUGCCACGCGUGUUUCCGACGUCAAGCCCAUUGUGCAGGUCAGCGCAUACACUUGCGACCGCUGCGGCUGCGAAAUCUUCCAGCCCAUCGCCGACAAGCAGUACGGCCCCCUGACCAUGUGCCCCUCGUCCGAUUGCAAGAAGAACCAGGCCAAGGGCCAGCUGCAUCCCUCAUCCAGAGCGUCCAAGUUCUUGCCCUUCCAGGAGGUCAAGGUGCAGGAGCUGGCUGAGCAAGUCCCCAUUGGACAGAUCCCUCGAUCUCUCACGGUCCACUGCUUUGGCAGCCUUGUUCGAAAAGUCAACCCCGGUGACGUGGUAGACAUCUCGGGCAUCUUCUUGCCCACGCCCUACACCGGCUUCAAGGCCAUCAGGGCCGGUCUGCUGACUGACACAUACCUCGAGGCUCACCAUAUCCACCAACACAAGAAGGCUUACAGCGAAAUGAUUGUCGACCCUCAGCUCGUCCGAAGAAUCGACAGAUACCGACAGUCUGGCCAAGUCUACGAGCUGCUCGCCAAGUCCAUUGCCCCUGAAAUCUUUGGCCACCUCGAUGUCAAGAAGGCUCUUCUGCUGCUCCUCAUUGGCGGUGUCACCAAAGAGAUGGGCGACGGUAUGAAGAUUCGUGGCGACAUCAACAUCUGCCUGAUGGGUGAUCCCGGUGUUGCCAAGUCCCAGAUGCUCAAGUACAUCUCCAAAGUGGCCCCUCGUGGUGUCUAUACUUCGGGCCGUGGAAGCAGUGGCGUCGGUCUCACUGCCGCCGUCAUGCGAGACCCGGUCACGGACGAGAUGGUUCUGGAGGGCGGUGCGCUUGUGCUUGCUGACAAUGGCAUUUGCUGCAUCGACGAGUUCGACAAGAUGGACGAAAACGACCGCACAGCCAUCCACGAAGUCAUGGAACAGCAGACCAUUUCCAUCUCCAAGGCCGGCAUCUCAACGAGUCUCAACGCCCGGACUUCGAUCCUGGCAGCCGCUAACCCUGUCUAUGGCCGAUACAACCCUCGCAUUUCGCCCGUUGAAAACAUCAACCUCCCCGCCGCUCUCCUGUCUCGUUUCGAUAUCCUUUUCCUGCUCCUCGAUACCCCCACCCGAGACACAGACGAACAGCUCGCCAAGCACGUUACCUACGUCCACAUGAACAACCGACACCCCGAUCUGGGCACCGACAAUGUCGUCUUCUCUCCCCAUGAGGUGCGAUCCUACGUCGCCCAGGCUCGAACAUAUCGACCAGUCGUCCCCGAGUCCGUCUCCGAGUACAUGAUCAAGACGUACGUCCGUCUGCGAGACCAGCAGCAGCGAGCGGAGAAGAAGGGCAAGCAGUUUACACACACCACGCCGCGUACCCUGCUGGGCGUGGUCCGUCUGGCCCAGGCCCUCGCCCGUCUCCGGUUCAGCAACCAGGUCACCCAGGACGAUGUGGACGAGGCCCUGCGGCUCGUCGAAGCCAGCAAAGAGAGUUUGAACACGGACGCCGGCGGCCCUCGGCGCGGCCUCAACGCCAGCAGCAGGAUCUACAACCUCGUCAAGGCCUUGGCCGACUCGGGCGCUUGCCGUCCGGACGAUGCGGACGAGGACGAUGAGCUGGGCGUUGAGCUGAGCAUGAGGAAGGUCAAGGAGCGGGUGAUUGCCAAGGGCUUCACAGAGGACCAGUGGCUCAACGCCCUGGAAGAGUACACCACUUUGGAUGUAUGGCAAACUGCUGGCGGCGGCUCGAGGCUCGUCUUUGUCACCGCGGACGACGACAGAGAAGACAGCAUGGAAGAGUAA
This is a messenger RNA of Trichoderma citrinoviride, 2545 nucleotides long. RefSeq names its product MCM-domain-containing protein. The record is from RefSeq and is a predicted model, not a curated record. Gene Ontology annotation, biological process: DNA strand elongation involved in DNA replication; double-strand break repair via break-induced replication; DNA replication. Gene Ontology annotation, molecular function: ATP binding; single-stranded DNA binding; ATP hydrolysis activity. The transcript has 6 exons. Lineage: Eukaryota; Fungi; Ascomycota; Sordariomycetes; Hypocreales; Hypocreaceae. Bases 110 to 2545 code for a protein of 811 amino acids. Gene Ontology annotation, cellular component: nucleus; MCM complex.